This is a messenger RNA of Erythranthe guttata (spotted monkey flower), 1461 nucleotides long. Lineage: Eukaryota; Viridiplantae; Streptophyta; Magnoliopsida; Lamiales; Phrymaceae. The record is from RefSeq and is a predicted model, not a curated record.
AAAUAUAUAUACUCUAACAGGUGAAUUUGCAUUUGAAUUUUGAGCUAAAUGAUAGUGAAUGAGUUGGGAAUUGGGAUCAUUUUUAAUUUAUUUUAAUUUGUGUUUGGUCUUCUAAAAAAAGAAACAAAAUAAUAAUAAAGAAGAAGAAAAGAAAAUUGUGUUUGGGUUUCCCUAAUCCAAACCAUAGACUGGAUUCCUUGUACAACACAACAACCUCAAACCCCCCAAAACGGGAAAACAAAACCCUAAUUUGGUGGCUUUCAUCGUACGACAAGAACCUCGUACGGCCGAACUCAUAAACCACCGCCGCCGCCGCUGCCGCUAAUGAAGAUCGGCAAGGCUGAACAAAUCAGCCAUCAUCUUCCGGAAGAAAUCAUCGAAGAAAUAUUGUACAGACUCCCAGUAAAAUCUCUCUUGAGAUUCAAGUGUGUUUCCCAAUCAUGGCGUUCAUUGAUCUCCACCAAACAAUUCAUCGAAACCCAUCUCCAACACUCGAAAAAGAUCGAAUCUUUCACCGACAAAAGAAUCAUCUCAACCUGUUCGAAAUCAUCGUGUCCAGGCAGACUAAAGGCAUGUUAUCUGUCCUCCUUGUUGACCGAACCGGUCACUCGCGCCUUUUCUUUCAAUUUCUUUCCGAUGAAUAGUUCGAGAGAUAUAGUUAUCGUCGGUUCAUGCAACGGUUUGAUCUGCGUUCUAGUCGACGCAUGUCGGUUUUUCUUGUUGAAUCCUUCGACAAGGGAGUUCAAGGAAUUGCCCGACUUCUUUACCGGAACGACAUGCCCGAAGAAUCUCGGUUCUAUUAGUGGAUAUGGCUUUGGAUUCGAUGAGAGUAGUUGUGAUUACAAGGUUUACGCCGUUUUUUCGAUGACAUCACCGUACGAUCGAGAUGUCGGUUUUCCUAGUAAAUCCGUGGCGAGAGUGUAUAGUUUCAAAACCGAUUCUUGGGGAGUUAACGCGUUCUUCGAGGAUAGAUGGACAAUAGGUCAAGGGAAAUUUGUGAGUGGGAAGCUUCAUUGGAUAAACUAUUAUAAAACGAAAUUGAAAUGGGAAAUCGUUUGUUUCGAUUUGACGAACGAGAGUUUCGGAACCGUGGAACGACCUAGUUGUAUGGAGGGUUGUUACAUUCCGAGGCUCGGAGUUUUCAAGGGAUGUCUUUGUAUGUCUUUCGACUGCGCUCUAACCGUAGGGUUCGAUAUAUUGAUUUGGAACGAAUACGGGGUGGAAGAUUCGUGGUCACGAUUGUUGACUAUAUCUUAUCUAUCCGUUUUUGAGAACUCUUCAUUCACGAGAAUGUUUAAUCGCGUAACCCCGUUGUUUCUUUUGCCAAGUGGCGAGAUUAUGUUUACAUCCGGAUCGGAUUUUUUGAUUUACAAUAAGAAAGACGGUGUGUUAGGCAACGACACACAAUUGACUUUGACCGUGAUCGUGUUCGUGAAGCGGAGGUCUACACGGAAAGUUUAG